CUCUACGUUCCGCAACUUGAGAAUGCAUUCAUUCUUGUGAACUCCACCCUUUCUCUCGCCCUUUUCUCUCGUCCUUUUCAUUUAGUUAUUGACAGUGACUAAAUAACUUGAGCUCUUUCUUUGUUCCCUGCAAAAAAAACCAUACCUGUUUGCCAACUGAAUUCUGUUUUGUCCUCAUUGAUUGAACCAAUUUUUGCUUUAAAAUGGUGCAUUCUCGUCUAUCCCUAUCUAUAUUUUGCAUGUCUUUUGUCUGUUUCUUCUUGUCCGCCCAAGGUAGAUGGCAUCAUCACCAUACUAAACACAAACAUCAUACUCACCAUCACAAAAUCUCUGAAAUUUCAGUACCUCCUUUUCCAGCACCCGAGCCUUCCAGUCCCUUUGCACCUGAGCCUGCUUCUGGUCCUUUUGCACCAGAGCCUUCCAGUCCAUCUGCACCUCACCCCACUGUUCCUUUUGCUCCCGAGCCUUCUAGUCCAUCUAAUGAUGGAAAUGCCAACAUUUCUACUGGUGUUUUCGAUGUAAGAAACUUCGGAGCUGUAGGGGAUGGAGUGACAGAUGACACAGAAGCAUUCAAGAUGGCAUGGGACUCUGCUUGUCAAGUUAAUGCAUCAGUCCUUCAUGUUCCUUCUGGUUUUUCCUUCAUGAUUCAGUCCACAAUUUUUACAGGUCCUUGUCAAGGCGGACUUGUCUUUCAGGUUGAUGGUACACUUAUGCCUCCUGAUGGACCCGAAGACUGGCCGAAGAAUAGCAGCAAGCGCCAGUGGCUUGUCUUUUACAGAAUCAAUGGUAUGUCCUUGCAAGGAGGUGGUCUCAUUGAUGGUAGAGGGCAAAAAUGGUGGGAUCUUCCUUGCAAACCCCACAAGGGCAUAAACAGAACAACAUUGUCUGGACCAUGUGACAGCCCAAUUGCUAUAAGAUUUUUCAUGAGCUCCAACUUGACUGUGCAAGGACUUAAAGUUAAGGAUAGUCCCCAAUUCCACUUUAGAUUCGAUGGCUGCAAGAAUGUCCAUGUCGAAUCCCUUCACAUAACAGCUCCUGCCCUGAGUCCCAAUACCGAUGGGAUUCACAUAGAGAAUACAAAUGGUGUUGAAAUUUAUAAUUCAGUUAUCUCUAAUGGUGAUGAUUGCAUAUCUAUUGGAUCAGGAUGCUAUGAUGUGGAUAUUAAGAACAUAACUUGCGGACCUGGUCAUGGAAUCAGCAUUGGGAGCCUAGGUAAUCAUAAUUCAAGAGCGUGCGUCUCCAACAUCACGGUUCGAGACUCCGUGAUUAAAGUAUCAGAUAACGGUGUUAGGAUCAAGACAUGGCAAGGUGGAUCUGGAGCUGUAUCAGGCAUAACAUUCAGUAACAUUCACAUGGAAAGCGUUAGGAAUCCAAUUAUAAUAGAUCAAUUCUACUGCCUCACAAAGGGGUGCGCAAACCAAACAUCAGCUGUUUAUGUAUCAGACAUACUGUAUGAAAGCAUCAAGGGAACCUAUGAUAUCCGAAGCCCUCCGAUGCAUCUUGCCUGCAGCGAUUCAGUUCCAUGUACAAACAUCACACUCUCUGAUAUCGAGCUUCUUCCAGCUCAAGGAGAUAUAGUUUUGGACCCUUUUUGUUGGAAUGCUUAUGGGGAUAUGGAAACGCUAACCAUUCCUCCUGUCUCCUGCUUAAUGGAGGGUAUUCCUCGACGAAUCUUGGAUAAUAACGAUAUGGGUUAUUGUGGAUGAUUUAGAAUUAUAAUCUUCUGUUUUUUUCCCCAUGUAAAUUAGCUUAAAUACAUGCAUACGAAUACAUAUAAUUAAAAGGAAAGCCAUGGAUGUAUCGGGAUUGUAUUUCGAAUUAUAAGAUCAUUCUAAAAAAUGGUCCAUAUUAUAAUCUCUACUCCUAGUUUGUAUGUU
Messenger RNA from Gossypium raimondii (Peruvian cotton), 1877 nucleotides. Its product is annotated as polygalacturonase At1g48100. NCBI's taxonomy places the organism in Eukaryota, Viridiplantae, Streptophyta, Magnoliopsida, Malvales, Malvaceae. Gene Ontology annotation, molecular function: polygalacturonase activity. Gene Ontology annotation, biological process: carbohydrate metabolic process. The record is from RefSeq and is a predicted model, not a curated record. The coding region runs from base 204 to 1706 and encodes 500 amino acids. The transcript is spliced from 6 exons.